This is a messenger RNA of Drosophila mojavensis, 8675 nucleotides long. RefSeq names its product small subunit processome component 20 homolog. The record is from RefSeq and is a predicted model, not a curated record. NCBI's taxonomy places the organism in Eukaryota, Metazoa, Arthropoda, Insecta, Diptera, Drosophilidae. Gene Ontology annotation, cellular component: nucleolus; small-subunit processome; 90S preribosome. The coding region runs from base 137 to 8410 and encodes 2757 amino acids. The transcript has 6 exons.
AGUUUUAUUAGCAGAUUUUUUUGUAAACAAUGUGGACGUGCACGUGUUGCGCUCAUAAAACAAAUUUAAUUUAAAAAUAUCUCUGAGUGCUUUGAACAGUUUGCUUACUUGCAAUUAAUAAAUAUCUUACACGAAAAUGGCCGCAAUAACAGAAAAAUCAAAAGACACGAAUACUUUUCGCUUCAAAUCGUUCACCGAUAGAGUGAAUGAGAUCGACUUGCGCCAUUUGGCACUCUACCAUAUAGGCCACAAAUAUGAACAGCUCGAGGAGGCCGAUAAUGAGACGUACUUCCAACAAACGCUGCAGAAAUGGAACGUGCUGAAUCUUACCGAAGAGUACAACUCCUUCAGCAAGCAGUGCCGCAAGAUAGUCACACUGCCGCAGCUGCUGCACCAGAAGGACUUUGUGAUAGAUCUGCUGCUAGAGCGCCUAUCUACGGCCACAAAUUUGUCCCAACAACCACUGCUGGAACUGCUCUAUGUGUUGGCUCGCGAUCUCCGUGAAGAGUUCUAUGCUUACUUUCAGCGCGUGCUAGAUCGACUGAUAUGCCUCCUGAACACUCAGGAUGCCGAGCAACUGGAGUGGACGCUUAUUUGUCUGGCCCAUUUGUUCAAAACACUGAAGUCUUAUCUAAAACGUAAUAUUGGCGUCGUCUUCAAUGCGAUUUUGCCGCUGUUGGACGAACAGCAUUACGCAGAGCACGUGACAAACUUCGCCGUUGAGUGCUUUGCCUACAUAGCCCGAGAUGUUCGCGACUUUCCACGUUUCCUUGCCUACGUGCUGCAAACGGUGCUCCGGGAGCAGGUGGAAAGCGUGCAUGGCUGUGGGCGUCUGUUAUACGAGAUACUGCGUGGAGUCAACGGUCACUUGCACACAUGUGCUGCAGAUCUUCUAGCUCAUGUUCUGGAAUUGCUAGUCAACUCCGACGGCAGCCACACCAGCGCCCAGACGUCGCUGCUCGCAGACAUUGUGAGCCAUUGCUUCGGGCUGCUGCUCAACUUUAUGCGAGCCGAUCAAAGUGUCGUGCUCUGGCAACAGCUCUGUGCUGCCAUAUCCAAGGAGGAGCUUAGCGGGGCAGCCACGGUGCAGCUACUGGAACUUAUAUUGCCCCUUAUUACACAUAAGGGCGGACGCUACGUAGCAGAGCUGUCGCUUUUGGUGCCCACGGUAUUAAAGCUGCUUGAUCGUCAUAUGAAGGCCAAUGCAGAGCCGCUGCAGCAGCUGAGUACCUUGGUCAGCAGCUUGUUGCAGGCACCACAGGUGCAGCUCGACCAGCUGGAUGCCAGUCGCAUACUCCAAAAGCAGCUCAACGUCAGCAAAGUGUCACGCGAAGUGUACGCAGAUUUCAUUCUGCAGAUGCUGGAUUAUAAGUUGUUUGAGAUCAUGGUGCUUCCACAUGUUGUAGCGCACUAUGAGGAGCACAAGGAUAUUGCAGCCCUCGAACUUUUGGCCCGUAUUGUGCAGCACAAACGACCGCUAAAUGUUGACGCUGUAAGCUUAUCAAGUUGGUCGGUCUAUCCCAUGCAGCUGAAACAACAAUCAACUCAGCAGCACUUGGAGCAGCAAAUUCAACGCAUUGAUGUAACCGAGGAACGGCAACUGCUGCUGCUAUUGCUGCUGCCUCAUUUGCGCGGCUUCAAUAAGCAGCCACUGGAAGCCAGCCUUAAGUCAGCCAUCGAAGGUCAGCUGGCUCUAAAUGCUGCCGAAUGCACGCUGCUGCUACUGCUACUGCAGACCCACUCUCUGCUCAAGUUCAAGUUGCCCAAAGAGCUGCGCGCACAGCUGCAGCAGAGUUUGCUUCCACGCGUGGGUGGCGACUUGCGAGCACUGGGCUGUCUUCAGCUCAUCUUAGUAAACACGGCCAAGGGAGAUUGGACACCCAAAGCAACGGAAGAUAGCUUAGCUGUUGUGUCCAAGCUACUAAGUGACCCGAUGGCACAGCGUCGUCGCAUUGCGGCGCAUUGUUUGAAGUUGCUGGGUAACAUUCAAGGCAAGCUCAAUCCCUAUGGAUAUUUUGCAGCCGCUUGUCGCAUUGAGCCCACGGUUCACAAUUACCGAGAACUACUGCUGCAGCUGCAACAGCUGGAGCCGGCGGCAGCCCAGUUUAAGCAAUACGAACAGCUGCCGCAUUACAAGGAGCAUGCUGUCAGUUUGCUGCUCGGCUUGUUGUACAACAACUUCAAAUUUAUAUGGGCACCGGUGCAGCAGCUGCUGGCAGAGUAUGUCAAAGUCAUGACCACAGAGGAGUUCUGGAACUUGUUUAAGGAAAAGCUUCUACAGACGGUCGCCUGCAUUGACUACAAUGUGGAGGCAACCAACUUGGAACAGCCACCACAGCCAAGCUACAGCUCCCAUGCCCUCUCUUCGCUCUUGCCGCUGGAUGGGGCGCAGCUACAGCUCACGCUGCAGCAAGCUCUGAACUACCGUCAACUGCUGUGGCAAUGUAUUCCCAAGUUUGGUCAUAUUGCCGAGGUGAAAAAUGCGGACCUAGUGCGUCUCUUCUUGCAGUUCGUGGAGCGCGAAUAUCGUGCACAGCUGGAGCGCACCGAACACACGUGGAAUUUGAAUGAGUCAAGCGUUGAUGACAUUGAAGUUGACGAUGGGGAAAACGAAAAUUCUGAGAAGACUCCGACGACGAGUAUGGCACGAAGCUCAACUGAUCGCCAUAAGAAGAAGACCCGCAAUGCUCAUGCUAAAUUCAUUCUUCAGACGCUGCAGCUUAAACUCGCUUGUUUCGUAUCGCAACCGAACCCAAAGGCACUUCACCGGGAAGCAGAGAUGCGUGAGUUUUAUCUGGAGCUGCUCGCUGGUCCCAACGGGCUUCUGCAGCAGCUGGCGUUGGACUGCCUGGCCGCAUACAAGCAGCCCGCUGCCCUAGUGCAGCAGAAACAACAGUUGGCGGGGCUCAUCGACGAUGGCAAGUUCAAGACAACGCUAACUGGCUUGGAUUUAACUAGUUUGACUACGCAACAACGUAGCGAGUUGAUUCCUUACAUACUACGAGUGCUCUACGGCCACCUCAUCAAGGGCGGCCAGCGCCAGCUUAGUGGACAGCAGCGCAAGACGCUGAUUCUGCGCUUUCUGGGCCAGCUGGAGGAGGAGGAGAUAUUCAACUUUUUAAAAAUGGCAUUUGGACGCUUCGAGGCGUAUACUAGCCAGCCCAUCGAUCUGCUGGCAGGAUACGUAAAAUCACAUUUUGAGCCCACGGCUGUAACUUCUGCACGUCAACUGCAAAGAAUUGUCAAUCUGCUGGAGCUCAUAAGGAAGGAGUUCGCGGGCCGCUUGAGCGCUGCCUUCCAACUGUACGUGCUGAAGCUGCUGCUCUUGGUGGGCAGUGUCUCGCAGCAGGUGAUCGAGGGCAACGGCGUCGAAGCUGUCAAACUGAUGGCAGCUUAUAAGAACGUGCGACACGCAGCUCUGCAAACGCUGGUUAACUACUUUGGACAGCUGUUGGAUAUGUCCGAAUUGUGGACUAAGGAACAGCUGCAGGCUGUUUGCCAGGUCUUUGUCUGGCCAGGCCUAAGCCGUCUGCCCCAAGACUCUAUACACACGCCCACACCUCUGCUCAAGCUGCUGCUGCUGUGGGGUGGAGAGCCCGCGUAUCAGAACUUGUUGCAGCAGAGUCCAACGCCCCAGUCGCCACCCAUUAUGCACUAUCUGAUUGCUCUGCUCCUGAACGAGAAAUCCAAGCCCAUAGUGCGACGAUCACUUCUGCAGCUGGUCGAGCAACUGCUGGAGAGCGCCAGCACGGAAGAAUAUGGCCCGCAAGCCUUGGCGAUUCUGCAGCCGUACAUACCAGACGUGCUGCAGCUCAUGCAGGCCAAUUGGCGCCAGAAACGAGCCGGCAAGCAGACACUGGACAAAAGGGAGCUCAACAUCUUGAGCCUCUUGACGGUGCACGUGCACCAGCCGGAAACGUGUGAGAUGUUGCUACAGUUGCUGCUACCCAUUUUCACCAAGCAGGCAGCGGGUGCGAGUGCCGAAACUGUUUUUCAGCUGAUAACCACGCUGUCGAAUCUGAGCAAGCGCGUGCCCGCUCCCGACAACUAUGUGCGUCAGCUGGCGCCACUCUUCGAGCAGGUGCAUGACCUGCCGGCACGUAAACUACUCUGCGAAAUGCUUGCAAACAUGGCCAAACACAUAGUCAACGAGGCCAAAAAGCAGCCCGAGCUCUCCGCUGCUGCGACAAAGGUGCGGGAAUGGGCACGCUUUGUACUACAGCUGAAUGCCUGGGAUAAGCGCUGGCUGGAGCAGCCCGAUUAUGACAAGCGGCUACAGGCACUAACCGAACUGAAGCAGCUGCUAGAGCAGAAGGAUAAUCAGAAGCCAAUUGAUCUAGAACUGGGCCUCUUGGUGACCUACAACUGUUUCUAUAUGCUGCGCCACGACUCGGACUUGGGCAUGCGCGUCAACAUUGGCGAGCUGCUAAAGAUGUUGCUCCCGCAGCUCACCAACCAGCUGAAGCAGUUGUCCAGCAAGGAUGAGCUGCGCUUCUGGCUAGAUGAGUGUCUGCUGCCGUUGCUACAGCGCUGUGUGCGCGACGAACGCCAUGAGCACGCACGAAACGAAGCCAUUGGUCUGCUUGGAGAACUGGCACGCCAAUGCUCAAAUGCACAUGAAGUGCUGCGCGAUCUUGCCCCAUUGGCCGACUCCCAUGACGCAGAGGUGGACUUCUUUGAGAAUAUGCUUCAUUUGCAGACACAGCGGCAUGGACGUGGUUUGCAGCGUCUGGUCAACAUAGCCGGCGGCGCCAGUUGGCGAGAGACUCCGCCGUGCGCGCGCACGCUCACCCAGUUCUUACUGCCGCUGGCCACACGAUAUUUGUUAAGUGAGAAGCAUGCGGGCAAACACACCCUGGUGGACGCGGCAAUCGAGGCGGUGGGCGUCAUGUGUGAGCAGCUUCCCUGGCAGCAAUACCACGCCGUCCUGCGUCAUUAUCUGCAGCGUCUGCGACUGGCCCAUGGCCAGCAGAAGCAAUGCGUUCGCUUGGUGGUGCGCAUUCUCGACGCCUUCCAUUUCGAUCUAACCCAUGCAAAUACAGACGCGUCCCUUCUGGUCCAACUCAAACAAAAACUUGCCGAAACACCAGUUGAAACUACUGAGCAGACAAACGAAGAAGAAUCGGAGGAAAAAUCGGUUAAAGAAGAGCUUCCCGACGAUAGCGCAGAUAUUGAUUUUGAUGGGGACAAAGAUGAGGACAAGCUGGAGGAAGAGGAGCCAGUCAAGGAACGAAAGCUCUCCCAGCCAUUGGCACCCAAUGCGGCCAAGCGCGUCAUGAGCACCAUCACCAGUGUCCUGCUGCCCACACUCAAUCGAGCCAUUACCGAAAAGACCAAUUAUGACUCCAAGCACAAAGUUAACCGCCGCCGUCUGAGCUAUGAGCGGGAAGAGGAGGAAAUACAGCGUGUGCCCAUUGCCUUGGCCAUGGUCAAGCUAUUGCAGAAGCUGCCACAGGAGCUAUUGGAUAACAGUUUGCCGGGCAUUUUCAUGAAGGUGUGCACAUUCCUGCGAUCACCUCUAAAGUCAGUUCGCAUGCUCACCCGAGACAUCCUGAAGAAGAUCAUGCUCACCCUUGGCGGCAGUUGCCUGGGUCUGCUGCUGGAGCAGCUGCAAUCGUUGCUCACGCGUGGCUUCCAAGUGCACGUGCUGUCGGUGACGCUGCACGGAGUGCUGGACGCACUGCGUGACCAACUGCAGCCGGCGCACAUCGAGCAUUGCCUGCAAAACCUGCUCGAGGUAGCGCUUAACGACAUCUUUGGCGAUGUCAAUGCCGAGAAGGAGGUGGACAAAAUCGUUGCGCAUACGCCUGAAGCAAAGCCCAGCGCCAAGAGCUAUUUGACUCUGAAUAUUGCGGCGCGCUACAUUCGCGACAAUUGUCUGCUGGACCUGCUGAUGCCCUUCAAGGAGCAUCUGGCGCGCUCCCACUCGCGUAAGGUGACGCAAAAGAUACAGGAGUGCUUUGCCAAGAUUGUAGCUGGUCUUGUGGAGAACACACACAUAGCCCGAGAGAGUCUGUUGAUUUUCAUUUACGGCACCAUGUCGGAGAGCAUCACAGACUUGCUGCCGGGCACACAGAAGAGGCAGCUUACCGAAAAGCAACAGGCGCUGAUGCGUCGGGCCCGGCCUGACUGCCUGCUGCUGCAGCCAGCGCCUGGACGCCGUAGCGUUGCAGCUGGCAACAAGCAGGUCAAGUCCAACGCCCAAGCCAACGCACACAUACUGAUCGAAUUCGGACUGGAGCUGCUUCAUUUCGUGCUGAAACGUAAAAAGAUUGCGGAACUGGAUUAUCAGCCUUUCCUGCAUCCGUUGCUGCCUCUGCUGCAGGACGCCUUGAGCAGCAAUCACGCCAGGACCACAACUUAUGCACUUAAGUGCUACACAGCGAUCUGGAUGGGCGAGUAUCAGCUAUCGGAACUUAGCACCGAACAACUGUUCCCGGUAGUGGGCCGCAUGUUUGAGAUCCUGAAAAACUUCUCCACCUUCGGAGCCACUCGGCAGGAAGAAAACGCACAGCUGGUGCGUGCCAGCUUUAAGGCGGUUGUGGCGCUGUUACGGAAAUGCCAAGACUAUGCCCUGACCGACGAUCAGAUAGAGCAGUUGCUGUUGCACGUAGAGCAGGAACUGCAGGAGGGCGAGUGCAGUAGCCAAACGAUGUGCUUCACGCUGCUGAAGGCGCUGGUGGGACGCAAGGUGGACUCGCGCUCCCUGCACGAUCUAAUGAAACGUCUGGCCGACUUGUCCAUUAUCUCCCAUUCAGAUCAUGUGCGCGACGAGUCGCGAACGAUUCUCCUUAUAUACAUCAUGGAGUACCCGUUACAGAAGCGCGUCGAUCAGCUACUCAAGUUCAUGUCCGUGCAGCUGGCCUACACUCAGUCUGCUGGACGGCUGUCGGCCAUUCAAUUUAUGCACGCCAUCAUCAACAAGUUCCCAUUACAGUUGCUGGCCAAGCACUCCGAAUUUCUGUACCUCUCUCUGGGCACGCGUUUGGUUAAUGACGAGGACACCGGAUGCCGCCGCGCUGUGGCCGCCGCUCUGGAGGCGUUAGUCGGGCGACUAACCAAACUGCAGCGACAGCCGUUGCUGGACCUAACCAUGCUAUUCUUCACCUCGCCGCAGUCGAGUCAGAAGCCAGGUGUGCGUGAGCUCGCUGCUGCGCUGCUGUCCCGCUUUGUGCAAGCAGAGCGCGCAGGCUUCGCUGAGCGACUAUCCCACGUGUUGCCCACGCUGGUCGCCGUGCUAACUCUGGGCGAUGCAGAUGCAGCUGGAAAAUUCGUACGUGCUCCUGGACGUGAGACACUCCCUGUGAGUGAGCCUAAGCAGCGGCAUAAGCGACGACGAAAGCAAUCUAGCGGAGCGGCUGAUGAAGAGAUUUUGCUCAAUGAAGACCCGGAGGCGCUGUUGGAGCAGCAACAACGCAAUGUCGACCAUCAGGUAAUACAGCUGCAGUAUUGCCUGCUAAAGAUAUUCGAGCAUUGUGGCGAGACCUUGAUGAGCGACCAAGAACUGGCACCAACAGUGGAUGAGUUAGCGUAUGCCAGUCAGAGGCUUCUCGGCCACGAGCACAAUUGGAUACGGUGCAAUGCUGCAAAGCUGCUAACGCAGAUUUUGUCGCACUACGAUUAUGCGUAUGUGGGCCAGCGGCUGUUGGGUAUUAAAUGUGAAAAGGCAGAGGAUACCAAGGUGUUGGAAUUUAUAUACGGACAGCCAGCGCAAGAUCUCAAAAGCUUGGUGCUAGACCUGUGCGCCCAGGUGACUCCGGGCGAGACAGCGCAGGAAAUGAUUGACGAGUUGGUCAAGAUUCUGCUUUUUGUUGCACACAUGCUCAGGGAUGUGCCUUUCAGCAUCAAACAGGAGGAAGAUGUUGCGAAAAAAGAGGAAGUACCAGCUGGAAAAAUCAAUCUCAAUUGGUUGGUACGCAAUAUACGCUUCCUAAUCAACAAGGAGGUAUCCAAGGCACCACACGACACCAGCAUUCGAACGGCUCUAUUCUCUCUCAUCGAGGGCUUGUCGACGUUGCUCAGUGUUGAUGCAGUGACGCGUUUGGCCCCGGCCUUGAUGCAGGGACUUGUACGCGAAAUGUCUGAAGAGGAUCAAAACGUCGAUCCAGAACUGCGCCAGUUGUCGUUGCGAGUGGGCAGCCGAUUACGCAAACGCAUAGGAGCCGAGACAUACGACAAACUGCGCAAUCUUGUGCAGAAUAAGUUGAUGGUGCGUCGUGCCGAGCGCCGCAAAGCUGUGGCUCAGGAGAAGAUUCAUGACCCAGCGCGAGCCGCCAAGCGCAAGGCCGGAAUGCAGGAGCGAAAGAAGGCGGCCAAGCGCCUCAAGACAGCUGUGGUGCGCGGCAAGGCACCUGACAUGAAACAGAAACUCAAGAAGCGCAAACGGAAAGCUGAAAUGGAGAGUUUCUAGGCAGUUUUGUUUACCAUAAGUAAAACAGGUUUUUAUAUAUUUCCAUAUAACUACUCCUAUUAAAUAUGCUUUAUCUUAACUAAAUUACAUUGCAAUGAGAACGAUUAAACAAUUUAGUGAUACUUGUCAAAAUAAGGAUAAGGUAAAAUUGGCUUAAAUGCACUUCAUGCUGAUUGUAAAAUGUAGACAGCACAAACUAGCCUUAACAAUACUUUUGGUUUCCAGUAGCUAUUAUAAAAUAAUCAACAAUGUGGUCAAAGUUCAA